GCCGCGCCCGGGAGCCGGGGAGGCCGCGCCGAGCCCGGGAUCGCCGAGCAGCAGGCCCGGACGCCGCGCGGGCAAGAUGAAUUUACAACUGAUUUUCUGGAUUGGACUGAUCGGUUCAAUUUGCUGUGUGUUUGGUCAAACAGAUGAAAAUAGAUGUUUAAAAGCGAACGCUAAGUCGUGCGGAGAAUGCAUCCAGGCAGGCCCCAAUUGUGGGUGGUGCACGAAUUCGACGUUUUUGCAAGAAGGAAUGCCUACUUCUGCACGGUGUGAUGAUUUAGAAGCCUUGAAAAAGAAAGGCUGCCACCCAGAUGACAUAGAGAAUCCCAGAGGUUCCAAAGACAUAAAGAAAAAUAAAAAUGUCACCAACCGUAGCAAAGGCACAGCAGAGAAGCUGCAGCCGGAGGACAUCACUCAGAUCCAGCCGCAGCAGCUGGUUCUGCAGCUGCGAUCAGGGGAGCCCCAGACGUUCACAUUGAAGUUCAAGCGCGCGGAAGACUAUCCCAUCGACCUCUACUACCUCAUGGACCUCUCCUACUCCAUGAAAGAUGAUCUGGAGAACGUCAAGAGUCUCGGGACAGAUCUGAUGAAUGAGAUGAGGAGGGUGACUUCAGACUUCCGAAUUGGGUUUGGCUCCUUUGUGGAGAAAACGGUGAUGCCUUACAUUAGCACUACGCCCGCCAAGCUCAAGAACCCUUGCACGAGUGAGCAGAACUGCACCAGCCCCUUCAGCUACAAGAACGUGCUCAGCCUCACAGACAGAGGGGAGGAGUUCAACGAGCUCGUCGGGAAGCAGCGCAUUUCCGGAAAUUUGGAUUCUCCGGAGGGAGGUUUUGAUGCAAUCAUGCAGGUUGCAGUCUGUGGGUCGCUGAUCGGCUGGAGGAACGUCACUCGGCUGCUGGUGUUCUCCACGGACGCGGGGUUCCACUUUGCUGGGGACGGGAAGCUUGGUGGUAUUGUCUUACCCAACGAUGGACGGUGCCACCUGGAACACAACGAGUACACCAUGAGCCACUAUUACGACUACCCCUCUAUCGCCCACCUUGUCCAGAAACUCAGUGAAAAUAACAUUCAGACUAUUUUUGCAGUUACUGAAGAAUUUCAGCCUGUUUACAAGGAACUGAAAAACUUGAUCCCUAAGUCAGCAGUGGGAACGUUGUCUGCAAACUCCAGCAAUGUCAUCCAGCUGAUCAUCGACGCCUACAACUCCCUUUCUUCAGAAGUCAUUUUGGAAAACAGCAAAUUGCCAGAAGGAGUAACGAUAAAUUACAAAUCGUACUGCAAGAACGGGGUGAAUGGCACAGGGGAGAACGGAAGGAAGUGCUCCAAUAUCUCCAUUGGAGAUGAGGUUCACUUUGAAAUCAGCAUAACUUCAAAUCAGUGUCCAGUUAAGCAUUCUGAAACCAUUAAAAUCAAGCCUCUGGGCUUCACCGAGGAGGUGGAGGUGGUCCUUGAGUUCAUCUGCAAGUGUGAGUGCCAGGACACAGGCAUCCCGAAAAGUCCCCAGUGCCAUGAUGGGAACGGCACGUUUGAGUGUGGAGCCUGCAGGUGCAACGAGGGACGUGUAGGCAGACACUGUGAAUGCAGUACAGAUGAGGUGAACAGUGAAGACAUGGACGCCUACUGCAGGAAAGAAAACAGUUCAGAGAUCUGCAGCAACAACGGGGAGUGCGUCUGUGGGCAGUGUGUGUGCAGGAAGAGGGACAACACAAAUGAAAUCUAUUCUGGCAAAUUCUGCGAGUGUGAUAAUUUCAACUGUGAUCGCUCCAAUGGCUUAAUUUGUGGAGGAAAUGGCGUUUGCAAGUGUCGUGUGUGUGAGUGCAAUCCUAACUACACUGGCAGUGCGUGCGACUGUUCUCUGGAUACGUCGUCUUGCAUGGCCACAAACGGGCAGAUCUGCAAUGGCCGGGGUAUCUGUGAAUGUGGCGUCUGCAAGUGUACAGAUCCCAAGUUUCAGGGGCAAACCUGUGAGAUGUGCCAGACCUGCCUGGGUGUCUGUGCCGAGCACAAAGAAUGUGUUCAGUGCCGAGCCUUCAAUAAAGGAGAAAAGAAAGACAGAUGUGCACAGGAAUGUUCGCACUUCAACAUCACCAAGGUGGAGAAUCGGGACAAGCUUCCCCAGCCAGGCCAGGUGGACCCCCUGUCCCACUGUAAGGAGAAGGAUGUGGAUGACUGCUGGUUCUACUUCACGUACUCGGUGAACGGGAACAACGAGGCCAUCGUGCACGUCGUGGAGACUCCAGAGUGCCCCACUGGUCCUGACAUCAUUCCGAUCGUCGCUGGGGUGGUGGCUGGCAUUGUUCUAAUUGGCCUCGCGUUGCUGCUGAUUUGGAAGCUCUUGAUGAUCAUUCAUGACAGAAGGGAAUUUGCCAAAUUUGAAAAGGAGAAAAUGAAUGCCAAAUGGGACACGGGUGAAAAUCCUAUUUAUAAGAGUGCUGUGACAACUGUGGUCAACCCCAAGUAUGAGGGAAAAUGAGCGCCCUGCCGACUCAGCACUGACGGGGCUGUCGUCACAGUCACAGCCAAGGAGCUCCAGGUCUCACGCGGUGCAGGCUUUGAAAAUGUAUAGUGUGUAUAAUUUUUAAGGAUUUUUAUUAUUUUGAAAAUAAUGUUAUAAUCCAUGCCAGGGACUGACAGAGACUUGAGACAGGGUUGUUCGCCUUGUCGGCCAAGGUCACAUUGUGCCUUCUGACCCUUUCUUCCUGGACUGUUGAAAUCAAGCUCUCACUGGGUUGGCGAUGCUUCUCGGGUGAUUGAAAGGGCGAGAGUUGGGGUAAUGAGCAUGGUGAGAAUUUCUGUUCAUUGUGUGUUAAAAUGGAGUCUUGGCUUUCCAGGUAUGUCAGCUUCCAGUUACACAGAUUCCAAAGUAAACGUUCCACUAGCUAGUUUAGGGUUGUUUGUUACAAAUCUGUUAUUUUGCCACCUGCCUGUUAGCCGUGACUGAUGACAUAUCUGAAAGAUACGUGGGAUAGAGCGGCUUUGAGAUGGUUGAUUUGCAAAGGCCAUGGGAAAGAUUCAGAGUUAGGAAGGAAAAACAAAUAGCUUUAAAAACCUGUGUGCCAUUUACGAGUUACUUAGUCGUGGUAACUUUAUGCCUUCUCUUUAGAAAUGCAAGCCUUGGAUAAAAAUGCUACGGCAUUUUCUGCUCACGUGUCCUUGAUUUAGCACUCUACACAAAGGCCGUAAUGUACGUAGCAUUUGCUGAAUGGGGACCUUUUGCAUUGAAUUUAUUUUGUUAUUUUUAUUGUGUUUAGUGCCUGGUGCUUUUUAUCACCUCUUCUAAUCUUGCAAUGUAUGUUUCCACUUGGGGAUAAGACUUUUCCUUUGAAGCAGGAGCUGUGAUCUGCUGUUGGUCCUGUAGCUUGUGCAGCAGUCCUCCCUCAUGCAAGCGUUACUUCAGUUAGCGCCACGGCGACCACUGUAUUUACUUCUCACUGCUCGAGUUGCCUGUCACCUUCUUGUGUUAAGUGCCUUUUAAUUUUAACAGUUCACUUUUUACAGUGCUAUUUACUGAAGUUAUUUAUUAAAUAAAAAACCUAAAAUACUUGAAUUGGA
This is a messenger RNA of Lepus europaeus (European hare), 3552 nucleotides long. It is a transcript of the gene ITGB1, whose product is annotated as integrin subunit beta 1. The record is from RefSeq and is a predicted model, not a curated record. The transcript has 16 exons. Gene Ontology annotation, molecular function: integrin binding; laminin binding; C-X3-C chemokine binding. Gene Ontology annotation, biological process: cell adhesion mediated by integrin; cell migration; cell-matrix adhesion. Gene Ontology annotation, cellular component: focal adhesion; cell surface; integrin complex. Lineage: Eukaryota; Metazoa; Chordata; Mammalia; Lagomorpha; Leporidae. Bases 77 to 2473 code for a protein of 798 amino acids.